CUAAAAUAAACGCGAUUUUUCAAUUUUCCGAUUUUCGCCUUUAAUUUGUGUCUAAAUUGCCACGAAAAUUGCUCAAAACUGUGAGAAAACGUGCUCCAAGUGACGCAAAAUCGGAAACGCAACCCCACAAUUGCCGAUAAUUUCGUAAAUCCCCAAAAAAAUGCAAAAUCUACUUCGGCAUUGAUUAUCUCGUCAGCACAGAAUCAAGCAUCAAGUAACUUUUUUUUCUAAAAUUUCUCAAUAAAUUUGCACAAAAGCACAAGUGCGAUCGGUAAUAUUUUGCCAUUUAGGACAAGAAUCGUCGUGAGACACGCAAUAACGGGUAAAAGGACGUCGCUUCUGCGGGAAAAGCACAAAAUAUGUCUUUCCAGCCGCCGCCGUUCAUGAUGCCGCCGAUGGUUCCCGGCGCAGGACUUCCCCCAAUGAACCAACCGCCGCCUAAUUUUCGCCCAAUUGGGGCAACAACGAUCGGAUCGCAGCCCCAAAUGUACCCGAAACCCGCUCCAAUGCCGCAACAAAACGAACCCGAAGGUCCCUUAAUCACAGUUUUCGUCGGAAAUAUCAGCGAAAAGGUCCCCGACACGAUGAUCAAGCGAAUUCUCGACACGUGCGGCACCGUCGUGAAUUGGAAACGCGUUUCAACCUUCGGAUUUUGCGAAUACGAUGGACCGAUAGCAGGCGCACGUGCCGUUCGUCUCUUGAACGACUUGGAAAUCGACGAGAAAAAACUCGUCGCGAAAGUUGAUGCCAAGAACAAGGCGCUGCUCGACGACUACACGGAGGAAACGAACAAAGAUGCCACGCAGGCGACUUUAGACGCCAAUGCAGCGACAGAAAAGAAGGACGACAGAUCUGCGGUUGACGUUAUUGCGGAAAUUAUCGAAGAAUAUGCCGAGCAAAUCAAAAAAGCGGCAAAUCCGAAUGAACCGCAUCACAAAACGCAUAAACCGCUGGCGACGGCGAACAUCGAGGAGGAGAAACGUGACUUGAUUAGUCAGGAAAUCGGAAAAUUUCGCAAGUACACGGAGGAAAUGGAGGCGAAAAAGGAGGAAAGGAAGCGUCGUGAGGAAGCAAGAGCAGAAAAAAAGAAAGAACGUGAGGUUUCGGCAAAUGCAGCGACGGAAGAGGAACCUGCGAAACGAGAAAAAGACAAAAAAUCAAAAAGACGAAGUCAUUCGAGGUCCCGAACAAGCGAAUCGCCGCCUCCAGCAAGACGCGACAAGGAAAGACGUCGACGACGAAGCCAUUCGAGAUCGAGGGAACGUGAAAUGGAACGCGAACGUCAAGAGAGACGAGAACGGGAAAUGGAACGAGAACGUCGCGAAAGAGAAGCUGAACGUGAAAGACGGGAACGUGAGAGAGAAAGAGAACGCGAAAUCGAUGCUCCGCCAAAAGUCAUCAAAAACCUCAAAGAGCUCCAACGUGAAAAAGAAAUCGAAGAUGAGAUGCGUGAACGGAAAAAGCAAGAAAAGAAGACGCGAGAAAAAGAAACUGCGUAUCAAGAACGUUUACGAAAUUGGGAGAAUCGUGAGAGACGUAAGACGAAGGAAUAUGAUCGAGAACGUGAGAUUAACAGAUGUAAAGAGGAAGAACGAGAAAAAGAAGCUAAGAGAUUGAAGGAAUUUUUGGAAGAUUACGACGACGAACGUGACGACCCCAAAUACUACAAGGGCAGAGAGUUACAACGAAGGCUUGCGGAUCGCGUACGCGAAGCAGAUCAAGAUGCCAAGGAUCGCCAACGUGAACAAGAAGAGUUAGAGGAGCUCAAAACGAAGAUUUUCAGCGGAGAGUACGACAAUCCAACGCAAGAAUUUGAAAAACAAAAGAAAGAACGCGAAGCCCUUUACAAGCCGAAAAUACUCGUUGACGCGAACCCGGAGACGCAGCACGAGCGCGAAUUGCAACGCGAAAAGGAACGGAUAGCGGACAAAUUGCGAGCCAAGGAGCGCAAAGAACGUUACUUGAAUCAGCAAAUUUCCCGCAAUCUCGAAGGAAUGGAUGCCGAGCCAAUUGAGUCGGAUGACUCGAAUGUGGAAACGCCGCCGCCGCACGCGCAAGGCAAUCAUCAUAACAAUCAUACGCCGAGCAACAACCAACUUGACGGCCGAAUAUCAUCACAGUCGUCGCAUCAUGGCGGCGCGAACGACGAUGAUUCGCGAAUUUCGAUGCAAUCUGCGGGCGGUACUCCGAUGGGCGAGAGCCCACAAACGACGCCGAAUGCGUUACCAACGUUCCAAGUCAGUCUUAGUCUUAACACGAAUGCGAAGAAGAAGAAGCUCGUUAGCGACGUGUUCCAAAAUGACGACGAUCAAGAAGAUAUCAAUGGACCGAAGAAACGAAAAUUAGUUCCUUUAGACUACGACGAUCAACAGUCCAAAGUACUGGCAAACACGCACGCAACCGCAAAAGCAAAUGUUCAAACGUCCUCCAGCAAAUCAUCCAGCAGUGCUCGCGCGAAAGAAGAAGCUGCCGCCAACAACAAGAAGAGCGACGAGGAGAAACGCCGCCAUAUCAAAGGCAUCAUCGACAAAAUUCCAACGGAAAAGAACCAACUUUUCAGCUAUCCGCUCGACAAAACGGAAAUUGACAGCACGAUCGAGAAGAAAAUCCGCCCGUGGAUCAACAAGAAGAUCAUCGAGUACAUUGGCGAACCCGAACCGACUCUCGUCGACUUUAUUUGUUCGAAAGUUCUUGCCGGCAGUACCCCUCAAGGUAUUUUAGAUGAUGUACAAAUGGUAUUAGACGAGGAAGCUGAAGUAUUUGUCGUGAAAAUGUGGCGUUUAUUGAUCUACGAAGUCGAGGCAAAAAAACUUGGAAUAUCGAAAUAGGACAAAAAUCGUCAAGUACCAUUAAAAAAAACACUCGUGUGAAGCAACGCGACGCGGAAUAAGGAAUAUUAUUCAGUAAUAAAUAUAAUAAUUUUUAUUUCUAACAACGGUUCAGUCAAUAA
Culicoides brevitarsis is the source of this 2950-nucleotide messenger RNA. Its product is annotated as RNA-binding protein 25-like. Bases 360 to 2828 code for a protein of 822 amino acids. NCBI's taxonomy places the organism in Eukaryota, Metazoa, Arthropoda, Insecta, Diptera, Ceratopogonidae. Gene Ontology annotation, cellular component: spliceosomal complex. Gene Ontology annotation, molecular function: mRNA binding. The transcript is spliced from 9 exons. Gene Ontology annotation, biological process: regulation of alternative mRNA splicing, via spliceosome; mRNA processing. The record is from RefSeq and is a predicted model, not a curated record.